AGAAGUUGUUACGUCGCUUGCGUGUGACGUCAUCAUUCUUCACAUGUGGACCGUCGCCUAUCACAACAUUUAGCUUGUUUAUGAGCUGAUUUUAUCAAUUAACUCUUCAUCUUUAGAGACCGACACACACAGAGACAGCCAUGUCCUCCAGCUGUCGACGGCCUGAACACUCAGCUCCUCCAGAUGUGUUCUACAAUCAAGAAGAGGCGAAGAAAUACUCUCAGAACUCUCGGAUGAUUGAGAUCCAAACCCAGAUGUCAGAGAGAGCUGUUGAGCUCUUAAACCUGCCAGAGGGACAGCCAUGCUUUCUGCUAGAUGUUGGGUGUGGCUCUGGUCUCAGUGGAGACUAUCUGUCAGAGGAGGGACACUACUGGGUUGGAGUUGACAUCAGCACUGCAAUGCUGGAUGUUGCGUUGGACAGAGAAGUAGAGGGAGACCUUUUGCUGGGCGACAUGGGCCAGGGAAUGCCUUUUCGACCAGGCACGUUUGACGGCUGCAUCAGUAUCUCUGCCCUACAGUGGCUCUGUAAUGCCGACAAGAGGUCACAUAGUCCUCCGAAGAGACUCUACACCUUCUUCAGUACUCUCUAUUCCUCUCUGUCAAGAGGCGCACGUGCAGUUUUCCAGCUUUAUCCAGAAAACUCAGAACAGCUCGAGCUGAUCACGACGCAGGCCAUGAAGGCAGGCUUUGGUGGAGGCAUGGUGGUGGAUUACCCCAACAGCAGCAAGGCCAAAAAGUUCUUCCUGUGUCUGUUUGCUGGAGUCACAGGAGUCCUUCCCAAGGGGUUGGGAUCAGAAACGUCAGACAGAGCUGUUUCAAACCAGGUCCAGUAUUCAGGACAAAGAAACCGGUUCAAAAACAUGAAGGGGAAAUCAGCAAAGAAGGGACGAGAUUGGAUCUUUGAGAAGAAGGAGAGGAGGAGAAGACAGGGACGGGAGGUUCGAGCCGACACAAAAUACACUGGACGUCAGAGGAGACCUCAUUUCUAGCUCUGACUCAUGCAGCUGUGCCUUCAUUAGCUCUCGUCUGUACCACCCCGCACACAAUCACCCCUCUAACUGCAGAGUGUUUGGGCUCAAUUCUUUCAUCUCUUUAAUUCAAGUGGAUGAGAUGCAAGAGUAAAAUGCUAUCAUGGCCAAUCAUUUUUACAUUUGGUCGAGUGUCUGGCAAUCUGUUUCUCACAAAUGGUGGCGAGAUUGGACUCUCCAUGUUCAUGUUGGCUGGAAGAUACCAAGUACAGUGACAGAUGUCUGUACUGCCCACAGUGGAGGCAGAGACAGCACAAACAAUAUUAUAGAAUAAAAACAUUUUUUUAAAUGAUCAAAUGUAAAAUCUUCUAUCUCUGGUGAGCCGUUUAUUAAAAAUCUACAAAAACUGA
Molecule: messenger RNA, 1378 nt
Organism: Epinephelus fuscoguttatus (brown-marbled grouper)
Lineage: Eukaryota; Metazoa; Chordata; Actinopteri; Perciformes; Serranidae
Gene: bud23
Product: BUD23 rRNA methyltransferase and ribosome maturation factor
Exons: 12
Coding region: 141-989 (282 amino acids)
Biological process (GO): rRNA (guanine-N7)-methylation
Cellular component (GO): nucleolus
Molecular function (GO): rRNA (guanine) methyltransferase activity
Source: RefSeq, a predicted model, not a curated record